CCGGCAGCUUCUCCAUCCUCGUGUGCGUGUACCGCUGUGUGUUGUGGAUCGGUGUCUAAAGAGAUGGAUAGGAAGGUGUCUGAGUCGACGGCGGACAGCGAGACCAGCAGUCAGAGACCACGCGUAGAGACCAACAAAUGGUGAGAGGGAUGGAGAUGUGGCGCGAGACAGGCAGGCAGGGAGCUACCCAACUCUCUCUUGCUGCAGGUGUUCCACUGAUGAGCUUUGGACGCCUGAGGUCGAGCUCAACAGAGCAACCACCAAAGGCUCAUUCAGGUAGGUGAGGUGAGGUGCACACACAUCCACACAUCAACAUGACCCUAUCUGUCUGGUGCUCACUGUUCUUGUCUGUUGCAGGAAACCCAAACCCAAGUUGAAAAUCUGUGUGGCAGGUGGGGAACGGUGGACAGACAGAGAGAGGGAGAGAGAUGCAUCCCUGCAUCGACUGGUGGAUGGACGGUCUCCUUGUGUGUGUGUGUGUGUGUGUGUGUGUGUAGGUGGUGGGAAUGGCGGACACGUCAUGGCGGGUCUGUUCGCCAGCAAGGGCCAUGACGUGAGCCUCCUCGUGUCGGCACCACAUCAUGUUGACAAGGUGCGAAGACACACACACACACACACACACACACAGAGGGAGAGAGAGGGCACAGCUGCGAGCACACUGCGAUACCCGUCUGUGUGUGUCCCUCUAUAGUGGCUGAGUGGGAUAGAGGCCGGUGGCUUGACGGUGCAUUACGUCGAGGGCGACCGCAAAGUCAAAGGCACACCGAUAACCGCCACACACAACCCUGCUGACGUACGCCAGAAGGACAGACAGACAGCUGUACGUGAUCUGCAUAGCCACUCCUAUGUGUGUGUGUGUGUUUAGGUGGUGCCCUACGUCGAUUUGAUUAUCAUCGUGAUCCCCGCCAAGUACCACCAACCCAUGAUCGAAGCCAUGGCACCACACUUCAGGUACAUCACGCGCACCAAACACACACACACACUCACACACACACACACAUCCCUGUGUGUCUGUCAGGCCUGGUCAGUGGGUGUGUGCGGUCGAGGGCGCCUGGUGGGGCAUCCCGCCGUCGGUCUUCGGACCCAACACGCAGCAACUCGUGUUCGCCGAGAUCCAGUGUUUGCCUUGGGCGUGCAGGGCCACCGAGUAGGCUAAGCUGCCAAUGCAAUGCAUACCAAACACCAAUAGACCGACGUCCAUGCCAUGCCAUGCCGUAUCGCAUUGUGUGUGUGCGCGUGUGUGUAGGUACGGUCGUUAUGUGGAGGUGUUUGAGGAGAAGGAUUUGGUGGAGAUCGCCGUGUCGCCGUCGAAAGACGGCAGGGAGGUCGCCCGCAUACUUCAGCAACUCAUGGACAUUCCCUUCAAAGCACACGGUGGGCACAUGGGCAGACAGACAGACAGACAGACAGGGAGGGAGGGAGGGAGGGAGGGCCGGUGGGAGGGCUGACUGACAUACACGUUUAUUGUGUCACGUAUUGUGUGCCUCUUGCUGGCUGGGUGGCUGGCUGGCUGCAGGAUCGUUGCUGGCAAUGGCGUUGAGCGCUCCGUGCAAUUGGGUGCAUCCCGCCGUCAUGUACGGACACUUCGGUAAGGAGGAACGAACAGACACACUCACACACAUAGCUGACCCGCCCCUUUAUUCAUGCGUCACACACGUGUGUGUGUGUGUGUGUGUGUUGUGCAGCCGAGUGGGACGGGAAGCCGUUUCCGCGUUCCAAGGUGCCGCUGUUCUACCAUGACAUCACCCAAGACACCGCUGACAUGCUGGAGCGGCUCGACGAUGAGUACCGACAGCUGAAAACACAGCUCGAACAGGUAGGUGCCUACAGAAUGACACAUGAGGGAAGGCCGCCUGCAUUCCUUCACACACGUACUACAAAUGAGAUGCUCUCUCUGUGUUGUGUGUGACGUGCCGUGACGUGCAGCGUUGCCCGUUGUUGGAUUUGUCAGCCAUCAAGCCGACGAAGGAGCUGCUGAUGGAGUACUACCACGGCAAGAUCACCGACGAGAGCACCACCCUGUCGUGCUUCGCCUCCAACCCCGGUACGGUACACACCUUCAAUGAGUGCAUCAAGGAAUCGAGCAUGGAUUGAGAUGGAGCGACGAUUUAUCUGUCUGUCUGUGUGGUUGCGGUGCCCAUCCAUUAGGUUACGACACGUUGUCGUCUCCUGUGGUUGAUGUGGGCGAGGGAAUGGUCGUGCCCAACUUCGACUACAGGUCAGUCACCCACCCGACAGAGACACACACACAUGGCUGGCUGUGUACAGGUAUCUGAAUAGCGACAUUCCCUUCGGGCUGGUGGUCACCCGUGGCGUCGCACAACUCGCCGGCGUGUCCAUGCCGACGGUGGACUUCCUCAUCCGAUGGAGCCAGGAGAAGCUCGGCAAGGAAUGGCUGCUCGGCGACAAAGUAAGUCACCAUACACACACACGCAGAGGCAGUGAGACAUCUUUGCCUUUCUGUGUCUCAAUACAGCUGUGCGGUCGCGACAUGGGGAAGACCCGCGCGCCCCAGGUUUUUGACUGCCACACACUCGACGAGUUCGUCAAAAUAUGUCUCCCAGAACUCACCAUACGGACCAGGUACACCACACUCACACACUGCACACCCUGGAUUGCAUGAUCACGCACGCCAUAUUCUCUCUGUCCUCAAUUGCUGUAGGCGUGACAAGGAGGCCCAGAAAGAGGAGGGCGGCGUCACCCAGGAAGAGCCCCCGGCCGUGUGUGCCGUCUGACACACUCUCACUCUCACUCACCCACCCACACAGAACAGAACAACAUACACUCAUUCAUUCCCACACGCUUUUUCGUUUUGUGGCUUUUGUACGUUUUGUGUCUGCAUUGUGCUGUGCUGCAUGUGCUGUUCAUGUGGGCGGCUGAGAGCGCGUGACAGAGGGGAAGCGGAAAGAGAGAGAGAGCACACACAUGCACAGCACACGAUGGGCUGGCUGAUGGACAGUAGGUCCGGCAGGGGUGAUUUUUCGGCCGAAUGCACAUGACAUGCAGAGGCCAUUCAUUGAUGUGAUGGCUGCGUGCACGGAGUUUUUUCGGUCAUACUCAAGGACACCAAUAGCUUAUAGCUUGUCUUGUAGGAGCGGCCGAUGACGAAUGGAUGGACCAUCAUGGGUGUCUAUUUUUCUCCAGACAUCAUCACAUUACGUGGUCUGAUGGCUGGAUGUUUCUGUUGACGCGUCUGUGGUCGUGCUUUGCUGUUUUGUCUUGUGUUGUGUUGUGUUCUGUUGUGUUCUGUCGUGUUGUGUUGCGUCUUGUGGCGUGUUCUGCUGAUGUUCGUUUGUCCCCGCC
Molecule: messenger RNA, 3303 nt
Organism: Vitrella brassicaformis
Lineage: Eukaryota; Vitrellaceae
Source: the annotation of a GenBank genome assembly